AUGCAGCAACUGACUCUCAAGCAUUUUGUCUUGCAGCAACGCGUACUAAAUCUCUAUCGGCAAGUUAUUCGAGGAUCACGAUCUAUCCCUGACCCAAUCGCUCGUAAAGAGACUAUCGCCUGGAUUCGCGCCGAGUUUGAGAGAAAUAAGUACAUUGAAGACGUAAAUCUCAUCGAAGACAAAUUAGCGUCAGGCCGUAGAGAACUGAAACAGAUUUUGCCAAGUCUGACGUUACCCCUGCGGUAG
Laetiporus sulphureus 93-53 is the source of this 246-nucleotide messenger RNA. RefSeq lists its product as uncharacterized. Lineage: Eukaryota; Fungi; Basidiomycota; Agaricomycetes; Polyporales; Laetiporaceae. Bases 1 to 246 code for a protein of 81 amino acids. The transcript has 3 exons. Gene Ontology annotation, cellular component: mitochondrion. The record is from RefSeq and is a predicted model, not a curated record.